Lentinula edodes (shiitake mushroom) is the source of this 2158-nucleotide messenger RNA. Its product is annotated as rab-GTPase-TBC domain-containing protein. The record is from RefSeq and is a predicted model, not a curated record. The transcript has 3 exons. Gene Ontology annotation, cellular component: endoplasmic reticulum membrane. Bases 68 to 1975 code for a protein of 635 amino acids. Gene Ontology annotation, molecular function: GTPase activator activity. Gene Ontology annotation, biological process: positive regulation of GTPase activity; endoplasmic reticulum to Golgi vesicle-mediated transport. NCBI's taxonomy places the organism in Eukaryota, Fungi, Basidiomycota, Agaricomycetes, Agaricales, Omphalotaceae.
GUUACAAGAAAAUUCCCAGGCGCCACUUAAAGCUAAAUCCUUCACCUUCGCCGUCGCAUCAACUUGUAUGGAUUAUGACAAAACAUUUUGGCAAGAGGCAAGACGGAAGAGUUUAGAGCCUGGGGGAUUUGGAAAGGACAGAGUUCAUUACUGGUCCAAGCUGCUCAAUGUCGAUGAUAGUGAUAUUGAUACCGAAGCGACGGUAUCAGACAUCGAAACUUUGCCGGUGCACGCUGACGAGCCACAAAUUCGCUUGGACACUGACCGAAGCUUCGUUAUGUAUCCAGACGGUGAUGUACAUUGUCUCCAAGAGAGCUUAAAUAAACUCCUUGUGACAUUAUUCCGGAGACAUCCAUCGUUGUCCUAUUUUCAGGGCUACCACGACAUCAUUACCGUCCUGUUCCUUACUCUUCCAUCUCCCCUCCACCUUCCAUGUGCAGAGAGAGUGAGCUUGCACCGGACACGCGACGCCAUGGGCGACGGGCUAGAACCUGUCCUCGGAUUAUUGCGGUUUCUUGCAAAGCUCAUUGCUGCGGUCGAUGUCGAGCUGGCCAAAUUACUCAAAUGUGCUGCUCCGUUGCCAUAUUUCGCAUUGAGCCAUUUGCUGACAAUGUUCGCACACGACAUCCCAACAUUGCCGGUGAUACAGCAUGUCUUUGAUUACCUGUUGGCUAGACCACCUAUCGCCCUCGUGUAUCUCACUGGUGCAGUGAUCCUCGCAAGGAGAGAUGAACUAUUGGCCCUUGAGGAGGAUGAAGAUGGUGACCUUGGCAUGCUACACUCCUUACUUGGGACUUUGCCACAGGUGAGCGAUGAAGCAAUACCAGAAGAAGUCGCGGCAGAAUUUAGACAAGAGCACCAGGCUGAAGCUGGCGACGCUGAAAACUGCAGGGGUCCCUCACCGGAUCCUUCACCUUCUGCUUCGGGCGCAGAAAUGGAAAUGGAAAAAUCAUCUUGCAACUCUGUUGUUGCAGACGAUGACGAUACCGACACAAUCGCAGAGUCCGAGUACUACGAGGACACGGAAACAGUGCUCAAUAGUGAUGUUGAUGCAGAUGAAGAGCCAUUGAAGUUGCUGGACUUCGUGGCGUCUUUCAGUUCUUCACCGGGUCGAUCUGGAAUAUUAUCACUUCCACCAUCAUCGCCUCGUCCAGCGUCUGCAUCUGAUCCCCUUCCACUAGAUUCACAAUCACUACCACAAUCAAAUCCCCCUCUCCAGUCCGUAUCCUCUUCACCGUCAUCCUCAUCGUUUUCGAUACAUACUCCAUCAAGUUCAUCUCACGCAACAACUUUACCCACCCGAGAUAAUUUGUCCGGUUCUCCCUCAUUUGAGACACAAUCUCACGUUGACGAUUUUGAUUCGUCGAAGAAAGCCAAAAAAUUGCCUAUACCGUUAUCUGUUCUUCUUCGCGAUGCAGACAGACUACUGGCGGCAUAUCCACCCUAUCAAGGCUACUUGCAAGAAUUGACCAACAUGUCUUCUUCCGUCUCUCUGUCCAACAGUCCUAAUGUCACUCCAAAUAACUCCUCAUCCCCCAUAAACUCAUCGGAUUCUUCUCUCGCACCUGUCUUAUCCUCCAUAAUGGGUCCUUCCAGUGUUGUCUAUACGUGGUCUGAGGACCCUGCCAAGCUACCUUCCGAUACUGACGCAGAACUAAUGGUUCGUGACACUUCGAGAAUAGUCUAUCCCUGGGAUCCGUCCUCAAACGAGGACGAGGACGGGGAAGAUGAUGGUGAAGGUGAAAAGGAUAUUCCCGGUGAUUCCACGAAGCGAAGAACAAGGUUCGGGGACGGUAGGGUGCUACGUCGUCCUGAAUUAGUACUCAGCGCGGGUGCGGGUGCGGUGUUAGUCAUUGCUAUCGCACUGGCAAUGUAUAGCAAUCGGAUCAGUCGUGGUGAACGACUGUCGCUUGACAGAUUGUUGGGCUUAUUGGGUGUGUGGGGAGUUUGGGGUUGGAAUUGGAUUAACAGGUAAUCCAAACAAUUUCUUCACAUCUUUUACCACUUCUUGAUUACCGGUGUUCUACGAUGACAUCUCGUUAGAACAAAACAUGACGUUAGAUAAAGGAUUUACUAUUAACUUCGGCAAGCUUAAUGACCAUAUUAAGAGCCGGACUCUUGCUCUUGGGGUCGGAAACCUUGACGAAGUCGUUGGAUA